AUGUCGGACAAUGUUGAUUGGGAUAAGAAGAUUGAUUCGUUAAAGCGACAACCUAAUGAAAAUGAAAUCAAAUCUAUUCUAAAUCAUUUCUCAAAAAACCCAUCUGAUAAAGUCAUUUUUCAACUUAUUACCACAUUACUAAACCAUACUAUACCUGAAUCAUAUAAUUCACUUUCAAAACCUAUACAGCAAGAUAUAAUAAGGUUAUUCAGAUCACUUGUUGGAUUGGGGAACUUGGUUACUAAGAUAUCAGUAUUAACAUCUACAGAUCAAAAUCAUGUCCUCGUUAAACUAUACCUUGAAAUAUUACUCCAAGUAUUUGACAAAGAAAUUGUACUUGAAUUAAUCAAAUCUAAUCCUAACCCUGUUGAAGUAAAAGAAAUUGAUAGAUUAAUAUUCAAGGGAAAGAUAUUUUCUGUAUUGAAUGAAGUUUAUGUAUCUACUUCGUUGGAUGUAGACUAUGAUGUAUUUUCAAAUUCUGACAGAUAUGUCAACUUCCUUAGUACCUCAAUAUUACUGUUAUAUCAAUCACAUUCAGAUAUCAAGUUGAUAACUUCAUUUGUCACAUCGUUAAUCGGUUUCAAUUCCAAUAGUGUUGCUGUAUUCUUUGGCGUCAUGUUCAAUCAUCAAAAUUGGCAAUAUUUCAUGUUAUCAUUUAAUGUCAUGAAAAGUUAUCAAAAGAAAGAGAUACUUAUAAAGUUCUUUACCAUCUAUUUAAAACCUCAAUUUUCAAAUAAAGUCAAUAUUAAAAAAAUAUCAUCUUUAUUCACCAUACUUGAGUUUACAGGCGAAUACUUUGACGAGAAUAAUAUUGAAAAAGUUAUUCUAUCAUUAAACUAUUCAUUAAACAUUCUUGUAUCCAAAAUAGUAUCUGCAAUCCCAGAAGUUAAAUUGAAUGCGUUAACUUUGAGAUUGAUAAACAACUGGUCUGACCAGACUAAACUCAAAUCAGAACCUAUAAUCCAACAAGAGUUCCGAACUCAUUUUUUGGUAAAUUUAUUAAGAGCCAGAAAAGGUUCAAAAUUCAUUCAGGAUUUAAUGCAAAAUAGAAUAUUUCUCGAUGCUAUAACCCAUAGAUUAGAGUCAUUCUCUGGAAAUGUCAAAACAUUGGGGGUCAUCUUUGCUAAUAAAGUUUGUGAAUAUGAUGGAAAACCAAAGAUAUUCGAUGAGGAAAGUUCAAUGUAUACUCACUUAUUGGAUGAACCUGAACCUUUCGUAAAUAUGAGAUACGAAGAAGCAUGGUCAAAUUUGUCUGCUCCUCGAGUCGAAGAACCCGUAAAUGUUUCAACUUCGGUUCAAUUGGAAAAGGCUAAGGUUAAUGAUAUCUCGCAAGUCGAUAGUGAUGAUGAUGAUGAUGAUGAAAUGAAUGGUAGAGCAAACAUUCCUACUCCACUAUACAUCAAAGACCUUUUGAAAUACUUAACUAUAGAUGAAAAGGCAAAACAAGCAUAUGAAAUGAGAAGAGUGGCAUUAACAACAGGUCCUAGUUUGAUGCGACAGAAAAUGCAAUUUGGAAAUGAAGUUGAUUUUUAUGCAGAAGACUUGAUUGUUCAAUUAUUAGGAUUGGGGAAUCAUUUCGAUGAAAAGGAUUUUGAUACUUUAAAAUUGAAUUGUCUUGUUUCUGUAUUAGUGGCUUCUCCUGAUAGUGCACUUCAUAUAUGUAAGUUGCUAUUAACAGGUGACUAUUCAUUACAACAAAGAAUGAUGAUUUUGUCUACUAUUUCACUCGCAACUAGAGAAUUGAGAGGUCUUACAGAUGAUGUCAUUUCCAAAUCGUUUAAUCAAACCAACUUCCCCACCAAAUUGUUACCACCAAAGUCUCAUGAAGCGUUUAUAUCUAUGGAUGAUGAAUCAACCAAUGUUAUCAAAUAUCUCAAUCACUCAUUACAAGAUGAUUUGAUGCUUGGAGUUACAGAAAAUGAAGAAAACAAAUUAAGCAAUAAUGGACAAAUUCUUAAAAUUUCUAAAGGUUUUAAAAACCGUAAUGAAAACAAGAUGUUUGAACAACCAAGACGAAAGGAUUUCUACAAGAUUAUAGGACCAAGAUUUUUCUACCCAUUAGUUAAUGUUUGGUAUGAAGCUGGGGAGAUUGAUAUUGGGCAUUACUCCACUGUCUUCAUUGGUCAUUAUAUCAAUACCUUGACUCUUGUUGUUCAUUGUGCUUAUCCGUCGUCUAACGAUUUAAGAGAUAUGGUUAAGGAGUUCAUUCAAUUAACAACUCCUUUGAUUCAUAAGGUUAAGCUGGAUGAAAUCCAAGUGAUUGAAAGUAUUGUAACGGGUAUUUUUUUAAUUUGUGAUAUAGUUGAAGAAGAUUAUAUUAUUCAAGAAUUUCAUAAUAGUAUCUUACAGUAUCAAAGUUGGCUUUCACAAAUUUGGGAGACUUUAAUAGAUUCAAAACUUAAAAGUCUAUGUGCUGGUUUAUUACUUAGAUUAAAUAAUUUGCUACAACAAUUUGAAAGAACUCUUUUAAUAGGUGUAAAUAGUAUGUAUUAA
Molecule: messenger RNA, 2493 nt
Organism: Scheffersomyces coipomensis
Lineage: Eukaryota; Fungi; Ascomycota; Pichiomycetes; Serinales; Debaryomycetaceae
Exons: 1
Coding region: 1-2493 (830 amino acids)
Biological process (GO): protein stabilization; telomere maintenance via telomerase
Cellular component (GO): cytosol
Molecular function (GO): telomeric repeat DNA binding; Hsp90 protein binding
Source: RefSeq, a predicted model, not a curated record